Molecule: messenger RNA, 2124 nt
Organism: Didymella exigua CBS 183.55
Lineage: Eukaryota; Fungi; Ascomycota; Dothideomycetes; Pleosporales; Didymellaceae
Exons: 1
Coding region: 1-2124 (707 amino acids)
Source: RefSeq, a predicted model, not a curated record
AUGCCGAACUUGUUUGGGAGCGCAUCGCCAGAUCAACCGCCCGCUGAUCUACACAACAAGCCGCAAGCUAAGACGCCGCACCGCAGCAAGACAGAUGCCAUGAACAGCGUAUUUCGGACCUUCCGCGCAUCUAAGGCUCUGAACCAGGUUCUAGGCAUCAGAGAUCCUGAGCCGUUUGUAAUCCCACCAUCCAUGCCAAGCGACUUACCAGAAAGCUUCGAGUCUGGUAUGUCCGAUUACGAACAAAUUUAUGCCACUGACGUGUUUGCUUCGAGACGAAGUGAGAGCUUCGCAACUUAUGUGCCAUCUCAGCAGAGCAAGACGGCACUGACAGAGAUCCUGGAGGAGAAGGAAAGCCCUGUGCGCGCAAACCUAACACAGGAUAGUACGACCAGCGCCAGCAGCAAGCUGAAGAUCAACGUUCCUGAGUGGACAUCUGAGAAGCGGGCCGUAGCGGUCGCUCAGCAAUACACCUUCGUUGACAGCGAUAGCGACAAAGCCAGCGAUGCUGCGAGUCAGCACACAUUUUAUGCAUCUGGUGAGGACUACGGCUCAUGGCAAUACGGAUCAAGCACCACGCUCGCAGUGAGUGAUGACUCGCGACCAGGCAGUGCUUCAAGUGGACCCUCGCUACCGCCAGUAUCAUUCCCUCCGCGUACGAGCUCGCUCCUUCCGUUUCCCAAUCUCAGUAGCAGCGACGUUACUAUUUCACCUUUGCGUCACUCGACAAGCAAGAAGCUGCUGUCAGGACUGCGCCCCACUUGCUCUCGACACAUCGCGCCAGAAACGAGUAAACAUGCCGACAGAGAAUCUUCCGGUUACCUUUCAAAAAAUCCAUCAAUCUUGGAGAGAUAUGGAUCGUUACCAGUUCUCUUUCCCUCUCCAGGUAUCGCGCCCGCAAUAAAUAAGUCUAAUCAUAAUGAGAUCGCUCGCCGUUACGCUAGACGGUAUGUGGAAGCCAACGGUGCUCUCGACGACAGUAGUGUGCAAUCCAGUCAGUACACAAGCUCGUCUCCUCCGCCUCAUAUCACCAUCCAAGCACCAUCACCAGUAAAGUCGACAAAGUCAAAGAAGCGUGCGCACUCCUCAACGACCCAGGAAGGAUUCGGUCCGCCUAUGGCGCAGCGCUCCCGCCACGACAAAACCACAGGCUUGCCUGUACUUCCGCUCGAUGCAGAAGCAGAAUGGAAGGCUGAAUUCGCAGGAAACACUCACGCGCUUCUGACCAUUCUCCUGAUCUGGUCACACACCAUUUGGGCCUUGUACCACCGACUUCACGAUCCGAAACUCUUCUCCAUACAUUCAGCCUUCGCAUACCCCAUCACACCACCAGUGAGGAAGCAACUGCUCUCCGUGAGCUUUUAUGAUACCAGCACUGAGCCACACAAGGAGGUACGGUUCCUUGGUCCUGGCGAUGCUGCUGAGAUGUCAUACCACGAAGUCGACGUGUUCGAAGACCCUAGUCGUAAGGAAGCACACUCAUCACCGCCUCAGUCUAGCUCUCCGGUAGGCAUCAUCAAACAGACCUUCGGACUGACUGGCAAAGCAGCACCUAAGCAUGUCCGUUACGUGAGCAUGUCGCAGCGCGCAAAGACCGGCGAAGGGCGAUGGUGCUACGUUCUCAUCAAAGGCAACACAUCUCCAGAUAGAAGCACGCCACCCCAUCUUAUGCUUGCCUGGCAUAUCAGCGCCGUCACCUCCACGAGCGACUGCCUUCACACCAUCUACCUCGAUGAUGCCAAGCCUCCGACUCUGACUUCGACUCCGACGCAAAACAAGGUCAAGCGCUUCUCAUCUCUCCAGAACCUUGGUCAAGCACUGCGUCAUUCUGCAAAGUUCAACUUCCACCACAGUCUUCGAGCAGCAAGCAGUACUUCUGAGCUCCCAUCGGUUGAUCCGUAUUCGAUCGCUGAACAGCAAGAGGGCGAGACAUUUCAUCGUACGGUCAUGAAAUUGGAGAAGGCUGGAGGCAUUCCGUUGAUUGAGGGAUUUAGAGUUGACGUUGUGGCCUUUAGAGAUUGGAUGGAGGCCUGUGGAAAGGGGAAGGGAAAGGUGAUCAUGUGGAGGGAAAAUGAUGCAUCCGAGGCGUCAUUUGUGCAGAGGUUAGACGCCAAGGAGGAUUAA